GGCGCGUCCUGUUGCAAGAGGAGACACAGCGCGCUACGCCUUCUGCCUAAACGCACUCCGUACCUCCGAGUGGACAGCAAAAGAGGACGGCUAACAACUCAAACUGAAGUGGACUAUUACGCAGCGUGAAGUCGGCGUCUCUUGCUUGGUGACUCCAAGACAAAUUAUUAUACAACAGGGGCAACAACACGAACGAAUCGAACCCUUUAACAGUUGCUGCUGGAACUCUAAAAAGAGAAAGAGGGAUACGGGACGAAUGGGGACAUUUGGCAAUUUAAUCACAACGCAGGCUACAUGAAGAAACCAUCUGAUGUGAUGCUCGUUUUACGCGUCUCGCCAGAUAGUAAAUAGUGAAGUAGGCAGCAUAUUGACCGCAGUUAAGAAAAAUAGGCUAAGCCCAAACUCGCGUCCCAAAAGGAAAAGUGACCAAGCGUGAUGUUUUCAUUGAUCUUCAUCGUAUUAUUCGGAGCGAGCGUGCUGCAGCUGCAGGCCACUCAGGAGGCGUGCCGCUCGGGGAAGUACACCAAGGCCGGGGAGUGCUGCCGGCAGUGCCAACCCGGGGAGGGGGUCGUGCAGGAGUGUGGGGCCACACAGACUGUCUGUACACCAUGCCUGGACAGCGAGACCUUCUCGGAGAACUGGAGCCACACGGAGCGCUGCACGCCCUGCACGCGCUGCGUGGGCAAGAUGCGCAUGGAGACGCCCUGCACGGACACCAACGACGCCACCUGCGUCUGCGACUACGGCUACUACGCCGACCAGCUGGGCGUGUGUCAGCCCUGCACCGUGUGCCCCGUGGGCUCGGGCGUGCUGAUGCGCUGCGACCCCCUCCAGGACACGGUGUGCGAGCUGUGCCUGGAGGACGGCUUCUCGGACCACGACAGCGCCCUGGACCCCUGCAUGCCCUGCGACGUCUGCGAGGAGAACGAGAUCGCCGUCCAGCAGUGCACCUCCAACACCAACGCCAUCUGUGUGGAUCCAAAUGCCCCAAACACCACCGUGUUUUCGGUGUCCCCCAGCACUCCGGUCACCCCCACCACCUCCUCCCCGUUCCCGGACAGCACGCCGGAGAGUGCCACCACGGCCCCGAGGGUGCCCAGCAGCAUCCUGGACGAGAAGCUCAUCCCCAUCUACUGCUCCAUCUUCGCCGUGGCCGCUGUGGUGGCCAGCCUGGUGGCCUUCAUCGUCUUCAAGAGGUGGAACAGCUGUAAGAAGAAUAAGCAGGGUGCGGGCAUGCGGACUGGCACUGCCAACCCCAGCCAGACGCCCUCGCCGGAGGGGGAGAAGCUGCACAGUGACAGUGGCAUCUCCGUGGACAGCCAGAGUCUACAGGAACAACUGCAGCAGGGCUCACACACAGUGGUGAAGAUCGACGGGGUCCCAUGUCUGGCCUUGCCCCUGCACGCUCGGCAGGAGGUGGAGAAGCUGCUGAGCCAGGGCUGCGGAGGAGGAGGAGGAGGAGUAGGAGGGGAGGAGCAUGACGAGACGGAGGCGGACGAUUGGUGCAGCCUGGCGGGGUUGCUGGGAUACGAGAAGGAGCGCAUCGCCACCUUCCAGAAGGAGGAGCGGCCCAUCCAGGCUCUGCUCACCGAUUGGGAGAGCCAGGGCUCGGCCAACAUGGACACGCUCUUCACCGCGCUGCGGAAGAUCAACCGCGAAGACAUCGUCCAAAGCCUGGCAACCAAACCUACCGCUACGUCAGCCGUGUAAAACACACACACACACACACACACAUACACACACAAAAUAUACACACCAAACCACCCCUCCACACAAAAACACCCUCUCUUACUUAAACCCAUACACAUACACACACACACACACACAGACACACACACACACACACACACACACACACACACACACACACACACACACACACACACACACACACACACACACACACACACACACACACACACACACACACACACACACACAAGCAUUCACACACUCUAGGCAUACAUGCAAGCACACACACACAAACUGGUCACCACAGCUUUACGUAUCCUGUCAUCUAAAACCCACUAGCCUGCCAUGGGUCAUAACCACUCCCACAUGUGUGACAUCAUACCUACGACACCCACAACCAAUCACUUCGCUGACCUGGACCACUCCAAUCCACCUCCUUCCUGGAAUAUCUCAAGCAUCUCAAACCACAUCCAUCUGGACUACAUUGUCAGUGUAAAAAACACUCCUUGCCAUAAGCAAUCGUAACGACUCCCUGACUCAUUAGCAACUGCUAUUUAGCAUUAGCGCAUACUCCGUGAGCUAACCUCAUUUAGCCAAACGUUGAGGCUGCUCCAAACGACAGUGUCUCCAUUCAGGUGGCUCCAUUCUGCAUCUGGAAACUCCGAUCUUCAAACUCCAAGCCCAUCGACCCAUAUUGUCAAAAUACGUGCUCUGAACGGACUAUAUUCCAUGUCAUGGACAUGCUCCUAGAAACAAAAGAUAGUCAUUGUGAAUCAACCCUAUCAGGGACAAAUAUCCCAUGACCUACAAUGCCCAUACACCAGCUCAACGGGCCUCCUGGUCUAUCACGUUCUCAGUAGAAUCUCAUUACCAAUCAAUUACUACAACUGCAAAGAAAAUAUCAUCAGACUUGUCAGUUCGAAAAACUUCAUCGCACAUGAAUCUUACAACAAAACCCCCGGUCCAGGCAAAAUGACUACUUCCUCUAAAUCCUGCUGUGCACAUGACUGUACAUGCUGUCAUUAUACGCCAUUUGUGAAGGUGAGAUUACCAUAAUCGCUGACUGUCCCUGGUCAUGCCUGUGUCAUGCUUUGUGUUCCUGUUGGACACAGCUUCAAGUGUUUGCUCGUCAACUCACGUCCUCCACAUACACUGUACAGUCACUCUGCAGUUACAUCGAUGUCAUAAGCUUGUAAACUCUGUGAUAACUUGAGGCCUUGGCAUUUUCCCAGAAGAAAUUGCCCCCAGGUCUCAGUGCCAGUGUAAGUGAUCCUGCAAGGCAUACGUUUUAAUCCAUUGUGUGUUGGAUGGAACACGCGUCAAACCAUGGUAACAAUCUAGAAUACAUCUCGAACGGAAAUCCGAUCUGGCUCCCUCAAAAGAAUCCCUCUUGUGGUCUCAUGGAGAUGAGAAUCAUCAAAGUGGGAGUGGAUUUUUUUUUUUCAUUUUGGUUGAUGGAUGAUGGAGGACAGACGGAGAUGAUGAUGGAUGGCUGAACAAGGGCCUGUGCCACGCAUUCUUAGAUAAGGACGUCAUCGUGUUGAUCCAAGAAGACUUCUAAUGGAACUGUUGCCAUACCCGUACUCUAUUGUCUCAUCAUAAACAGGGACCAGAAUAUUCUGGAACUAUGAAACCACUGUGACUGUUAAAAAAGUAUGAUGACGAAGCAUCAUAACCAACCCGUGAUGAUAGCCAUAAUCUAAAAAACAAUGCAAUGUUGAUGUUAUUAGCCAUUUGAUUUACAAGUUGCCAUGACGUUUUGUCGUUAAAGCCACUACGAGUUUUCUGCCUGUGAGGGAGCCACACUCUGAAGUGGCUCAGUGGAGGUCUUUUUUUUGUUUGUUAAAAUCUUCCAGAUGGAGAGAGAGAAUCCUGGUGGUCUCCCAGGGUGAUGAGAGAGAGAGUGUACCUGAUCAUGCAGGUGAAAGGGGUAAUGUGAGACGCCAGCGUCGCCGGCUGAGGAAGGGCCAUCUCCAUUACAAAAGAGUGGGGUCACAGGGCCACUCACUCAAUGACCUAGAUAACAUGCAGAAAAGACAUCCUCCUCUCCUCCCAGGCUCUCGCUUUCUCAUCCUCACAACCCACCCAUCUCCUUGCGCGCGCACACACACACACACACACACACACACACACAAACACACACACACACACACAC
Molecule: messenger RNA, 3847 nt
Organism: Engraulis encrasicolus (European anchovy)
Lineage: Eukaryota; Metazoa; Chordata; Actinopteri; Clupeiformes; Engraulidae
Gene: ngfrb
Product: nerve growth factor receptor b
Exons: 6
Coding region: 436-1710 (424 amino acids)
Biological process (GO): Rho protein signal transduction
Cellular component (GO): cell surface; plasma membrane
Molecular function (GO): coreceptor activity; death receptor activity; nerve growth factor binding
Source: RefSeq, a predicted model, not a curated record